This is a messenger RNA of Patella vulgata (common limpet), 1775 nucleotides long. RefSeq names its product transmembrane protein 272. The transcript is spliced from 4 exons. NCBI's taxonomy places the organism in Eukaryota, Metazoa, Mollusca, Gastropoda, Patellidae. The record is from RefSeq and is a predicted model, not a curated record. The coding region runs from base 856 to 1767 and encodes 303 amino acids.
GAGUGAGUCCUUUGGGAAAACUUUCCUAGCGGGUAAAUUAUCCUUAGCAUCUACGUCUGGUGAUUUUGCGUAUUAUUCGAAAUUGUCACUUGCAAGGAAAGUUUUGAUUUGAAAUAGGUGAAUUAUUGAGAACGACAAUAGUUAUUGUAUCUACAAAUUGCUAUUGUGGAACUCGUUUUGUGAUUUUCUGCCCACGUUUGUGUAAUUAACUGCACAUAAACUUGUAAACGAUUGAGAGGAUAAAAUCCAUCUGUAUCAUUAAUAGAUCAAUCUAUCGGGAUUUCUUCAAUUUUGUUUUCCUUUUAAUAGGACUCUUGUGCAUCUUUUUUGCUCGGAAUGGAACAAGGUGUUAAUAAAACUGUUUCAACUUUACGCGCCUUAAAUCGUUAACAAUGGAAUUUAUAUGGACUGAAUAUCGGGGAGAUAAUUAAUGUCUUGGAACAAGAUUGCGGUUUUAUUUCUGCCUGCUGAAGAUUAGGCAUUUUAAUUAGAGCAGUUAGAAAGGGUCGAAACCUUCGUUGAACCGGCGAGACGGUUGCUCUCUUAAUGACAAAGUUUAGUCUUCUCCGAGAGAAUUGAAAGCCUUUAUAAUAGAGAGAAGUGUUUUAUAUUUCGUUAAUUUCACCUGUACGCUUGAUCAGAUAAUAAUUUCUUUAGUGAAUUGCCGCUAAUGAUUUUAUAAUGCAGCGUGUUUCUGGAGUUUUUUUGGAAAGAAGUGAUAACCGUUUAACAGACUUGUAAUCAUUUCGUUUGCUUGCAUCACGAGAGGAGAGAACGUGCCAUGAUUUUAUUUAAUUCCUUCCUUCAUCUGAAAUAACCCCGUUACAAGACAUUGUUGUUAUUCCAAUAAACAACAUGUCGAUGCUGACGCGGAAGACGACGCUAUCUCGUAAAGCUAGAGCAGCCAGAUCAAGUGCGAAAUCUCGACAAACAGCAGCAGCUGUCCUGUCUAAAGUGACAAGUCCCGUUCACUCUGUAGAUGGUGCUGCGGCUACGGUUAUCAGUGCUGUUCACAUUGAAGCUAGUGUAAAAAUAUCUGCGCCGCAGGUAAAAGGUGACACUGUGUCGAAGCCAUCCGUCUCUCUUGAGCCAAAACCAGCUGUGAAGAAUACAUCGCCAUUAGAAAAACAGUUUUACGAUAGUACAGUAAUAUGGCCUGGAGUUGAGGAAUGUGAACAGCAUUAUUCUUUAAUGAACUCUGUUUGUGAAGCCGGCGUCGAAUCUUCAGGAAUCUGUGAAUUUUUAUAUCGUGCCUUUACCAUCAUUAGCACAACGUGGCCAGUAACUGUAUUACUGAUUGUACUGUUAGCCUUACCCCUUGUCAUGACAGCCAUAGGUGUUAAUUACCUCCGUGAUUGUCCCAAGGAGCCUAAAUUACCCAUAUAUCAAGUCGUUGGUGGUGUGUUCGGUAUAAUAAAAGUUUUAUUUUUAUUGUGGAAACAGGUGAAGAAACAUAAAGACGAUGUGGGAGAAAUUCAUGAUGAGGACGAUUUGAGCACUAUGAUUCGAAUGACUAACGUAGCAUUAAACAUUUUCUUGACGAUUUGGUUCGCUUUUGGACAUUACUGGUUGUUUAGUAUUUGGAAACCGCAAUUCCAGGCGCCAUUACACGAGCCCCGGAACUGGUGCGAUCAGACUGUUUUCUUAUUCACAUUUUGGCAAAUUGUUAUUUGUCACGCUAUGAUUGCUUGUUUAUUGGUGCUUGUUAUUAUAUUAUUUUAUUGUUACUGUUGUGUUAAAUGUGUAUUGGAUGAAAAUAAAAGCUGAUAUAUAUA